AUGGAUCGCGACGAGAACACCACUUACUACGAAAAGCUCCUAAGGCAGCAGAAAUCACUUCUCGAAUCCGGCGAAUACUCAGACUUCACCAUCACCUGCGGAACGUCGACUUGGAAGGUCCACAAGGCCAUCAUAUGCCCAUGGUCAGGCUUCUUCUCUCGCGCCGUAAAAUUUGGAAAGGAGCAAGCGGAAGGGGCGAUCGACCUCCCAAAUGAUGAGCCAGCGAUCGUCAAAUACAUGCUUCAGUACAUGUACACAUCGGAGUAUGAGUUAGAUCCAGGCGCCGAUUCUGAAGAUUCGGACCAUUUCCAGGUGUAUCUAGACUGGAGCCAAGAUGGUCUAACGCGUGAGGUCCGGAGGCGGCUGCAAGACGGGAUAUUCUAUCUGAACCACGAGGGUAUGGCCAAGCUAGUAGCUCUAGUGAAUCGGAAGUAUCCUGACAAGCGACCGAAUCAAGUAAAGCGCCUCUGGCUUCAUUCCUCGGAGAUAGGACCUGAAUUCGCCGACGAGCUUCUCGCUAUUAUCGAAGAUCCGAAAUCGAAAGAAGGCGACAUGUUUCACGACGACCCGCCUGACGACGGCUUGUUGGCGCACGCAAAGGUAUAUAUCAUUGCCGACAAGUACGACAUUCACGGUUUACGGGAGUUCGCCCUGCACAAACUGCAAAAGGAUAUAGUUGACGUGCCUUUCGAUGCCGAGGUCAAGAUUAAGACGAUACACCACUUGAUGGAUAAUACCACAGACAGAGACGAGGCGAUCAGGACCUUGAUAGCGGAGGAGCUAUGCGGCGAUAUGGACUGGUUCGUAUCAAAGGAACUGGGUCUGAAUUCGCAAUCACAGCAGCUCAUUGCUUCCGCUGGCUACAAUUUCUUCUUCGUCCAAGGCAUUCCGUUCGUCCUACACAAGCCCGAUGACAGCAAUUACGGCAAGCGGAAUGUGCGUUGUCCGUGGGAUAGCGUGGAGCCAAUCCAACAGCUGCUCAAGGAAGUUCAGAGGGGCUCGAAGACAGAGAACAAGAUCCUGAAGAUUCAGAAUGUCCACGUUAACAGAAACAAGAACUUCAAGACUAAGAAGCACCGCCUUGAGACGAUCGAUAUGGAGCCUGUGGCGAAGCAAGACGUCUUAGGGUACAUGUUCUAUGGUCCUCCUGGCACCGGCAAGUCGUCCUUGUCACGAGCUAUCGCGAGCCACUAUGAUCUGGAGCUCUUCAUACUUGCGGAUAUGAAUGACACUUCACCCCAAGAUCGCUUUCACAGCCUACCCCACGAUGCAUUGUCCUGUUCGAAGAUAUUGACGCAGCAGGCAUAG
Trematosphaeria pertusa is the source of this 1308-nucleotide messenger RNA. RefSeq lists its product as uncharacterized. Gene Ontology annotation, molecular function: ATP hydrolysis activity; protein binding; ATP binding. Bases 1 to 1308 code for a protein of 435 amino acids. The transcript has 7 exons. The record is from RefSeq and is a predicted model, not a curated record. Lineage: Eukaryota; Fungi; Ascomycota; Dothideomycetes; Pleosporales; Trematosphaeriaceae.